GCGCGAAGUGGGAGUGGUGCACCGCCCUGCUGAGAGGACUCCCAGCGUAAAGGAAGGUUGACCUUAUUAGACGCAGAUUAGACCUUCUGGCACGUUCAGGACGUUUCCUGCGUGAGAAGUCGAGGUUAUGGAUUGGGGAACAGCACUCUGGGACCAGCAUGAUGCGAUCGAGAAACACACACAGUCUGGUCUGGACCUCAUCGAUCGCUACGUGAAGUUUGUCAAAGAGAGAGUGGAAAUCGAGCAGAACUACGCCAAACAGCUCAAAACUCUUUAUAAAAAGUACACCAGACGUGGCAGCAGAGAAGAUCUGGAGACAAAGUUCUCCAAUCAGCAGGCUUUUCAGGCGCUGGUGAACAACCUGAAUGACUGCGCGACUCAGAGGGAGAGCAUGGCCGAGAACAUGGCGAACAUCUGCGUGGACCUCAACAAGUACCUGCACGACCUCAAACUGGAGAGAAAGAAUUAUCUGGGUGAUGUGAAGAAAUACCAGCAGAACCUGGAGGUCAGCUACAAACAGCUGGAGAACAGUAAGAAGCGCUUUGAGAAGGAGUGGAAGGAGGCAGAGAAAGCCAAUCAGCAAGCAGAGAGAAUAGGACAAGACCCCACCUCCACCAAGGCAGAUGUAGACAAGGCUAAGAUCCAUGCUCGUCAGCGUCUGGACCAGUCAGAUGACUGUAAGAACGAGUACGCUGUUCAACUGCAGAAAUACAACAAGGAACAGAACAACUUCUACCACACGGACAUCCCCACUGUUCUUAACAAGCUGCAGGGGAUGGAGGAGAGGAGGAUCAGGAAACUGGGGGAAAAUUACGCCUUGUUGGCCGACACUGAGAGGAAAACGCUGCCCUCCAUCAGCCAGAGUCUGGAGCACAUCAUCACACAGUGCAGCAGCACACAUGAGAAACAGGACUCAAUGACCGUCAUCGAGAUGCAUAAAUCAGGUCAGAUGCCCCCUGCUGAUGUAGAGUUUGAGGAUUACAGUCAAGGAACCAGAGCUGCAGUUGUGGAAAACGCACACCACGCGCCUAAAGUCCGCAUCAAACAGCUGUUUAAAAAGAACAAGCAAGGUGCCACUGGGGACAAACACAUGCCUCCUUCGACAGAUGAUUUCUCCCACUUGCCCUCAGACCAGAGAAAGAAACGUCUUCAGGAGAAAAUCGACGAACUCAAUAAGGAAUUCCAUAAAGAGACAGACCGGAGUGAAGCUCUGAAUAAGAUGAAACGGGUGUACGAGCAGAACAAUCAGCUGGGAGACCCGGCCAGUCUGGAGCCUCAGAUUACCCAAACCACACAGAACAUCAGCCGACUGAAGGCGGAUCUCUCCAGACACCAGGCCUGGUUGGCUGAGGCUGGAGGCGGCGGCGGCGGCGGCGGCACACACAGUGAUGGCCAGACCAGUCCUUAUUACCACACGGUAAUUCCCACUGAGCCAUCAGAUGAUGAUUUCCCAGGCAGUUUUGAUGAAGACUUUGAUGAAGACGUGCCCAUCGCCCAGUGCCUUGCCCUCUACAACUUUAAUGGUGUGAAAGAGGGGGAGGUGAGCAUGCAGGCCGGGGAGCGUCUCAGCAUGAUGGUGGACAUGGGAGACGGAUGGGUGAGGGUGAAGAAGACAAACGGGAACAUGGGAUACGUCCCUGCGUCCUACAUCCAGAUCAACUGAUCCUACGUCUGAUUUCUCUCCAGACUCAAAAAGAUUUUUAACUUAGAAUAUCAUGCUUAAGCUGUAAAGCAUAACAACUACAUAAAAUAUAAAAAAUAAAAAAAUCAAGAAAAACAUUAA
Messenger RNA from Clarias gariepinus (North African catfish), 1783 nucleotides. It is a transcript of the gene trip10b, whose product is annotated as thyroid hormone receptor interactor 10b. Gene Ontology annotation, molecular function: protein binding. Gene Ontology annotation, biological process: signal transduction. The coding region runs from base 128 to 1663 and encodes 511 amino acids. The record is from RefSeq and is a predicted model, not a curated record. Lineage: Eukaryota; Metazoa; Chordata; Actinopteri; Siluriformes; Clariidae. The transcript has 15 exons.